AUGCUUCGCUGCAUAAGGCAGCCAAAAUGCCUUGCUUUGCGCGUUAUACGGCAUACUUCUUCCACCUCCGAACCAACUCCUCCAUUGCUCGCCAAAAUCAGAAACGACUUAAAAAGUGCUAUGAGAGCGAAGGACAAGUCAAGGUUGAAUGUUCUUCGAGCCAUCCUGUCAGACGCGACCAAUGCCUCGAAGGGGCCUUCUCCAGUAAAGACAGACGUACAAGUGCUUGCUUUGCUCAGGAAAAGGUUAGCCGGAUCGAAGGCAGCAUCUGAGGAAUUUGCGCAAGCCAAACGGGACGAUCUGAAAGCAAAGCAAGAUGAGGAGAUUGCUGUCAUGGACGAGUACGCUGGUCAAGUUGAGACAGUCGCAGAGGAAGAUAUUGCGACGGCAGUUGAGCAAGCGUACCAAGCUCUCAAGGAUACGGCGAAAUUGAACGCCGGAAUGAUGCUAAAAGAACUCCUACGUCCUGGGGGCCUGCUCAACGGGAAAGCAGUGGAUGGGUCACGAGUAGCCAAGAUGGUACAGGAGAUCCUUCAAUCCAAGACGUGA
Molecule: messenger RNA, 549 nt
Organism: Endocarpon pusillum Z07020
Lineage: Eukaryota; Fungi; Ascomycota; Eurotiomycetes; Verrucariales; Verrucariaceae
Exons: 2
Coding region: 1-549 (182 amino acids)
Cellular component (GO): mitochondrion
Molecular function (GO): carbon-nitrogen ligase activity, with glutamine as amido-N-donor
Source: RefSeq, a predicted model, not a curated record